Prorocentrum cordatum is the source of this 161-nucleotide messenger RNA. The record is from the annotation of a GenBank genome assembly. Lineage: Eukaryota; Dinophyceae; Prorocentrales; Prorocentraceae.
GCUGCUGCAACAACCUCGGAGCCACUGAUCGCAUCUCCAGAUCCGACCCCAAGCCCGACGCAAGCGCUGACGGCAACGCCGACGACGCCACCAACUCCGUCUUCGCCAUCUACCACCUGCGCGCAGCAUCAGUGGUACAAUUCUGGAUCACAGACUUGUGA